AUGGAAGAUGCCCAAGUGAUUGCUUGGCUUGUUUCCCUCUUUUUGUGUUAUUGGGUGCUUGUUGUUGAGGGCACUGAUAGCCUUCUCUCUCCGAAGGGUGUCAACUAUGAAGUGGCUGCUUUAAUGUCCAUGAAGAGCAAGAUGAAUGAUGAGUUUCGUGUUAUGAAUGGUUGGGAUAUUAAUUCCGUUGACCCUUGUACUUGGUACAUGGUUGGUUGCUCUGCCGAGGGUUAUGUCGUUUCCCUAGAAAUGGCCAGUGCGGGUUUAUCUGGAAUGAUUUCCUCAGGAAUUGGAAAUUUGAGCCACCUCCAUACAUUGUUAUUGCAGAACAAUAAGUUAUCUGGUCCUAUUCCGACUGAGAUAGGAAAGCUGUUAGAGCUUCAAACCCUUGACCUUUCUGGUAACCAGCUUGACGGGGAAAUUCCUAAUUCUUUGGGCUUUUUGACUCAGCUUAGUUACUUGCGGCUCAGCAAAAAUAAACUAACUGGACAGAUCCCUCAGCUUGUUGCUAAUCUCACAGGCCUUUCAUUCUUGGACUUGUCAUUCAAUAAUCUCAGUGGUCCCACUCCAAAAAUUUUAGCAAAAGGUUAUAGUAUAUCAGGAAACAACUUCCUCUGCACCUCUUCCUCUCAAAUUUGUAUGGGCUUCUCAAAACCAGUAAAUGAUACAGGGUCAUAUCAGUCAACUGGUGGGCAUCAUCAAAGGGUGCUGGCUGUUGUUAUUGGCUUUAGUUGCACAUUUGUAAUUUCAGUUGUGCUUCUCGUCUUUUGGUUGCACUGGUACAAAUCAAACAUUCUUUACACAUCUUAUGUGGAGCAAGAUUGUGAAUUUGAUAUUGGCCAUCUGAAGAGGUUCUCCUUUCGUGAAUUGCAAAUUGCUACUGGAAAUUUCAAUUCAAAAAAUAUCCUAGGGCAAGGUGGUUUUGGUGUUGUCUACAAAGGAUGCCUUGCAACUAAAAUGUUGGUGGCAGUGAAGAGGUUGAAAGAUCCCAACUAUACUGGAGAAGUGCAGUUUCAAACAGAAGUUGAGAUGAUUGGCUUGGCUGUGCAUCGGAACCUCUUGCGUCUUUAUGGAUUUUGUAUGACACCGGAUGAAAGAUUACUUGUUUAUCCGUACAUGCCAAAUGGCAGUGUUGCUGAUCGCUUGAGAGAGACUUGCCGUGAAAAGCCAUCAUUGGACUGGAACAGGCGAAUGCAUGUUGCUCUUGGGGCGGCACGCGGGCUUCUGUAUUUGCAUGAACAAUGCAAUCCAAAAAUAAUCCACAGGGAUGUUAAGGCUGCAAACAUCUUGUUGGAUGAAAGUUUUGAAGCUGUGGUGGGGGAUUUUGGUCUUGCUAAGCUCUUAGAUCAAAGGGAUUCACACGUAACUACUGCAGUGCGAGGUACUGUAGGUCACAUUGCUCCAGAAUAUCUCUCAACUGGACAGUCUUCUGAAAAAACAGAUGUUUUUGGAUUUGGCAUAUUACUUUUGGAGCUCAUAACAGGACAAAAGGCACUAGAUGCUGGACAUGGUCAGGUCCAAAAGGGAAUGAUUCUUGAUUGGGUUAGAACCUUAUUUGAGGAAAAGCGGCUGGAAGUGUUAGUUGAUAGGGAUUUGAGGGGAUGUUUUGAUCCAGUAGAGUUAGAGAAAGCAGUGGAUUUGUCUCUACAGUGUACUCAGUCCCUUCCCACUUUGCGGCCGAAGAUGUCAGAAGUUCUGAAGAUUCUAGAAGGUCUGGUUGGGCAGUCAGUGCGGCCAGAAGAGUCACAAGGGGGGACUAACCUAUAUGAUGAAAGGACUUGCAGUUUCUCACAAAAUUAUAGUGAUAUUCAUGAAGAACCUUCCUUUAUUAUUGAAGCCAUUGAGCUUUCUGGACCUCGAUGA
Molecule: messenger RNA, 1863 nt
Organism: Sphenostylis stenocarpa
Lineage: Eukaryota; Viridiplantae; Streptophyta; Magnoliopsida; Fabales; Fabaceae
Source: the annotation of a GenBank genome assembly